AUGGCGCCAAAGAGAAAAGCACGUGUAUCACAAACCUCCAGUCCGGCACCGACCCCGUCUCGGAACCAAACCGUCGCAGUCGAGAUAGAACAGCGCCGACGACCGAAGCCCGCCGAAGAGACACCCUCGACGAAACCUUCCGAGCAAGCCGCAGAGCCUGAGGAAGAGGAGGAAGACGACGAGGAAGCCGCAAAUGCCGCAUUAGUCGCAGAUCCAUGGACCGACGACGAGGAGAUUGGCCUGUUCAAAGGCCUCAUACGCUGGAAACCCACUGGCAUGCACAAACACUUUCACUUGCUUGCUCUAUAUCAACAUCUGCUGAGCAAUGGCUACAUCCACCCCAAAGCACCGCAUACAAGGAUCCCGGGUAUUUGGGCCAAACUACACCAUCUCUACGACCUGGAAGCGCUGGACGAACGCGAAGAUUCCAAUGCUGCGCCUUGGUCCACCUCUGAAGACGAAGACGACGAUGACGAUGAGAAAGACGAGUCGAGUCGUGUGGCCGAUAGCGUUGACCCUGAUGACGACAACGAGGCGGAAGAGGAGGAAGAGGAAGGCAGUGAGGAGGAGGAGCAGAGCGAGCAGGAAAGUAUGGCUAGUGGAACUCCUGCACCCAAAGCUUCGAAAGCGAAGGGCAAGAGGAAAGCUGCUCCUGCUGCAAAGUCUAGAGCCAGCAAGCGGAGGAGGUAG
Aureobasidium namibiae CBS 147.97 is the source of this 690-nucleotide messenger RNA. RefSeq lists its product as uncharacterized. Lineage: Eukaryota; Fungi; Ascomycota; Dothideomycetes; Dothideales; Saccotheciaceae. Gene Ontology annotation, cellular component: nucleus; NuA4 histone acetyltransferase complex. Gene Ontology annotation, biological process: regulation of transcription by RNA polymerase II. The coding region runs from base 1 to 690 and encodes 229 amino acids. The record is from RefSeq and is a predicted model, not a curated record. The transcript has 2 exons.